GAAACGGUAGAUAUUGUUUGCAACUAACAUAUGCCUAAACCUUUGUUCAAACAGAACUGGAAAAACCUGUUCUUUGUCUGCAGCAUGUAGAGUGGGUGAGCCAGUGACUCCUAUUACAUCACAGUGUAAUCCUGUCUGUGUCCUGUAGUGGGAAUCAGCAGCCUUUAUUGCUUUGUUUUGGCAGUUACAUAGUAGGAGCUGUUGUCAGGUCGGCUUUUCAGCAAACUCAAAUAGAGCACGCUAGAAAAAAAUGCUAUGUUAAUAGGGAAACAGAAACCCUAUUGUAGAAACACUAUUUUGGUGCCUGCUUGAUAUAGCUAUAUUUUCUCUACCUGAUUUCAAAUGGCAGUAUCAAUUGCACUGUAGAAGCUGACAUCGCAACUAGCUAAAAGAAGAGAAGCAGCUGGAUCAGUAUUCUAAGAGCAGAUAUGGGUCUUCUGUGUCAGAGGUGCUUGGAGCUCUUGCAAGAUAUUGUAAGCUUUGCCAAGAGACUCUCCUCCAGAAUAGUGGAGCAGAUCAAGGAGUGUAUAAUGCUUGUACGUGAGUGCUGCUGCAUGAAACCCAAAGGCUUCAAGGUCAGGCAAUUAUAUGAGCCUGUCAUUCAGAACCACGAGAAACAAGCUGCCCAGGAGUUCCUUAAUCACAUGGAAACGGGACUGGGGGAGAGACAGCUAAGCAAAGAAACACUGGAUGCCCUAAGGAUCUUGGCUUUUUCUGAAAAUGCCGAUCUACAACAAUCUGCAGCUCUCUAUUAUCUACAUAUGAGCCAGCACAUGACUGCCAAGCUGCCACCUGAAUUUUUGGAGCCAUAUCAAGCUUUGCUGCAGUCCAGUGAUUUAGAAGUUCAGCAGAUGUCUUCCUUGUCACUCGUGAACUUUUUGCUUGAGGGAUAUUUGAACAAAGAGCUUGUUGUACAGGUGGGACUACUGGAACCAGUUCUGGAACUACUGGAGUCAGGAGACUCUGCUGUUCAAUGUAAUUCAUGUGCUUGCAUUAUGAUGCUUGCAGUCUCUGAAUCCAACCGGGAGGCUAUAGGAACUGCUGGAGGAAUCAGGCCAUUGCUCACUUUAGCGAAGUCCUAUGAUCCUAGAGUGCAGCAAAACGCUGUUGGUGCUAUUUUGAACUUGACUCGAUCAGAAAAUAUCAAGAAUAUUCUUUGCAGUCAGGGAGCCCUGCCAGUGCUGACUCUUCUUCUGCAGUCUGCUGACUCUGAUAUCCAGUUCUACAGCUGUGCCUCCUUGAGUAACAUUGCUACAAACACAGACCACCAUAAAGAUAUGCUGGAAAUUGGUGACAAAUUUCUUCUCCGAAUGCUUGUCUCUCUGAUGUCUUCAUCUGUUCAAAAGGUAUCAAGCCAAGCAUGCCUUUGUUUGAAUAACCUAGCUUCAAAUGCUGAAGUUCGUGAUCAUCUUCAGACCCUGGAUGUUAUACCUCUGCUACUAAGCUUGCUUAUCGCAAACAGUAAAGAUGUCCGACAGGCUUCUAUUACACUUCUCUGCACUAUGACCCAUCCUCCAGCAAACAUGGAUGCUGUGUUGUGUAAGGAACUGCUUACUCAUCUAGUAGUGCUGAUGCAGACAGAGAGGACAAAUCCAGUGGUUGUGGUUCAUGCUGCCUGCACUAUACAGAAUUUAAGCCAGUCCGAGAACAUAGAGGUGAUCAUACAGAGCCAGUGCUUUGACGAAUUGCUUCAAGCUCUACUUAAUCCUAACAAUGAAGAAGAACCCUUACAGUUUGUGGCAUCAUGUCUUGCAGAGCUGACUAAAUAUGACAUCACAAGGGAGUAUCUGAUUCAAAGGAAGGACAAAGGACUGAUUAGAUGCCUGGUGAAACUGGCAGGACAAGUGGAGCACAAAGAACUCUCCUUCCAUGCAGCCUUUGUUAUAAAGCAACUUUCACAUUCUGAAAAAAUAUCAUCUGAGUUGAAACUUCUCAUAAAAGAUGUUCAGCACUACCUCAUGUGUUUCCUUGGUCAUCCAGAACUACGAUUUCAGCAGCUCAGUAUUUCCACACUUUGCACUUUGAGUGAAGACCCUGAGUUCUCCAAAGCGAUCAGUCAAAGUCGGCUAAAGGAGCAGCUUGAGCAACUCCGGCAGCAGACAGAAGACACACAGGCACUACUAAGACUGGCAAUCAGUCAAACAGAAUCUGUAGACUCCACUGAAUGAUAAGGCAGAAUUUCGCACACCAAGUUUACAAUGUUUUGGCUUGUGGGCUGGACAUAAAUUUGCCCCACUAACUGUUGCUUGUAGUAUUGUACUUGUACUUUUUGUGUUUAACAUACCUCCCAAAAUGUUUUUUAUAAAAAGGGACAAUUUAGGCCAUGCACUUUGAUCCAGCUAAAACUGUAUUCAUAAUAUGGAACUGCCUGGCAGAAACUCUACGGAUAAUAAUAUAGGAAGGCCAGUAUUUUUUUCUACAAAAGGUGUCAACCCUGAGUACACAUGGGCAAACUUUAGACAAUUUAUUAUGUUGCAUUGCAGAUUAAGAAUUUCUAGGUUUGUCAACUGCCUGAGGAAGAUGCUGGGCCUGAAGUUAUAUUUAUUAGAAGCCAAAUAUUCAGGAAUUGGCUCUGUUUUACUAGCAUAUGGUGAGAUUGCAGCAUAGUUUCAUUGCUCUGUCAGAAAACAGAGGCCUAAAUAUAUCUAAUCAUUCAUAGGAGUUUGUAAUAAUGACCAAAGCGGAAGAAGAGCUAAGACUUGUGCUUGCAAACAGAAUUGAGGUUUCUUGGAAUACAGAAAAAGCCAGUGUGUAUUAUUGGGAUGCAAGAGUCCAGAGCAAGACAAAGAAAUGUCUAAACAGUUGCCACAGGCCAGAAAUUUGAAGCCAAACACAACACACUGACCGCACAGCACAAUGGCGCUGGCAUCUCUGUGCCAGUGCAUCCCAGUGAUGUCAUUACCCACACCAGACCAGUGCAACUUUAUGCUCUUUUAAUUUGUUCCUGCUGGAAGUUGUAGUUCAGUUACAAUUUUGUAAGUGGUCUGUUGUGAGCUCUUGAUUUAACAAACAGAAAACAUUUGUAGUGAUCUGAAAAGUGUUGUUACCUUUGUUUUUUUGCUGAUUAAUAUUGGGGGGACUACAGGGGGGAUUCCAAAAAGCCCUAAUUCCAAUUUUAAAAUGUUUUAUUACUGUUGCCUUUAUUUAUUUUAUUACCAGCUGUGGCCAAUGUUGGAUCACCUUGAAGCCUGUGUUUGUUAAUUCUGUAUGACUUCAGCUUUGUUUUAUAAUAUAACUGUUGAUCCUUGAUACAGGAUGUGUGAUCUAGUUAGCUAAAAAUAAAUAAAUGGUAAAUUAAA
Molecule: messenger RNA, 3299 nt
Organism: Xenopus laevis (African clawed frog)
Lineage: Eukaryota; Metazoa; Chordata; Amphibia; Anura; Pipidae
Product: vacuolar protein 8
Exons: 14
Coding region: 429-2168 (579 amino acids)
Source: RefSeq, a predicted model, not a curated record